Molecule: messenger RNA, 1924 nt
Organism: Alnus glutinosa
Lineage: Eukaryota; Viridiplantae; Streptophyta; Magnoliopsida; Fagales; Betulaceae
Exons: 3
Coding region: 436-1383 (315 amino acids)
Source: RefSeq, a predicted model, not a curated record
UUUCGCAUUCCAUUAUUAUUGUGAGCUUUUUCUCAGCACAGACGCCUUUUCCUUCCUUCUCUUCAUCCCUUUGGAUCAUCCAAAGAAGCUACAACACCAAACACGUUUGCACGAAGCACAAACAGCACUGAGCUUAUAUUCCUUUUCAAAAGCAAAAACAGUUAACUCUAAUUCUCUUAUAAAAAGAAUUCAUACGAAGAAUACGAAUACGAAUUCGGAAUUCCAUUGUUGUUUUUUUUUUUUAAUAUUCCCGUUUGCUCAUGAAAUUUGAAUGAUAGCUCUAUAUACCUAGGGAUUCGGGAAAUUAUUCGGUGUGCCGCGCUUUGGAAAUGAUUGCUGUAAGAUAUCGCCAGGAGGAAGAGGAGUCAUCGCGGUGGUUGUGAUCCGUGUGAGUGGAAGAGGAGGAGGAGGUGGAGAGGGUGAAACGAAGCCGUAAUGGACUGCCGGGUGUGCGUGCCGACAUGGGAUUGGCUGGCGAGGGGCGCCCGCGGAGGAGGAGGGGUGGGCCAGAUCGGAGGGGGGUUCAGCCACGAGAGCGAGCACGACUUGGCGCUCAUGGUCAGCGAUUUCUUGGAGAACGGGAGCGGUGGGGCCGACUCCCGGUGUAGCAGUGACAGCGACUCGGCUCUCUCCGAUCUCGCCCACCUUGCCGAGAAGAUUCCGUUUUGUAAGAUCCCAGUGGCUCAGUAUGAGAGUGACUUGCUUUCGGUGGCUAAUUCUCUUAUACUAUCUAUCAAUGAGACCGACCUUCAAUUUGUCAAGUCGGGCGCAUGUACGGGCGCAUGUAAUGCCAGCUGCAUCAGACUUUCUCUGGUAAAGCUUCUGAGACAAUCUGGUUAUGAUGCUGCUGUAUGUACAACCAAAUGGCAGGGUAGUGGCAAGGUUCCGGGAGGAGAUCAUGAAUAUAUUGAUGUGGUUAACUACACCAGCAUUGGAACCUCUGAGCGUUUGAUCAUUGAUAUUGAUUUCCGAAGUCACUUUGAAAUAGCUAGAGCUGUUGACUCAUAUGAUAGAAUAUUGAAUUCCCUUCCAGUCAUUUAUGUGGGCUCCUUGUCCAGGCUGAAACAGUUUCUUCAGAUUAUGGUCGAGGCUGCCAGAUCUUCUCUCAAGCAGAACUCAAUGCCACUUCCUCCCUGGAGAUCCCUUGCAUAUCUUCAGGCUAAGUGGCAGUCGCCCUAUGAGAGACAGUUUAAUCCAGAGGAACAGAAGAUUAGCAAGACUUGUUUUGUUGACCAUAAGCAGUGUAGUGGACAUUUGAAGAGGCUGCAGUCUCUGCUUCAAUCUGAAAUGGAAGCAGAGCGACUCUUGAAGCCCAUGCACAGCGACAAUAACUGGAGACUGAAGCCUGACAGGCGGAGGCACUCUUUGUUCCGGAAUCUUUAACUUAUACAGAUUUUGGCCUUGGAGAUGAGAGAGUUUCUCUCAAGAGAGAUUGUGUUACGGCUUUCUAUUUUCAAUUCUUUCUCCCUGAUGCUAAAUAAGUGCGGACCUGAACAAAGGGCAGGUUUCAUAUAGUCAUCGAUGGUUAUACUUAUAGCAAUAAGCCAUAUCAUGGCAAGAGACAUUCCUUUUUUCCCUAUCAUGGUGCAGAACCCACAAUAUUAGGUUUUUGAAACCGGUGCUGGUCCUCUCUUACAUCACCAACAGCCAUCAGCCGAUUUUGUUGGUAUCUUGCUUGCCCAUGGUGCGCAUUAUCCUAUAUAGCUUUUUAUUUACUUUUUGCUUUUUCAAUAUCUUCUUGAAUGUAUUCCUUGCCUCUUAUUUUUGUGGGCCUAGGAAGUUUUGUUAUUAUAUCUCAUUUAUUUUUUCUUUCAAUAUAUUUUCCUCACAAAAUUGAGUUGUAUCUCUUUUCCGGCUGUCAACAUGUUGCUUGAACUAUAAAUUUUCCACUUCAGUAAUAUAGUUGCUUCUCAUGGUUGUAUUA